CUGGGUAUCUCUGUUUUCUGUGUUCCAGAUCUACAGUGGUUAAACACUGAAGGUCCUAUUUCUCUUCACAAAGACCUUUGUGGAAAAGUUGUGGUGUUGGAUUUCUUUACUUACUGCUGCAUCAAUUGCUUGCACCUGCUGCCUGAUCUCCAUGCAUUAGAGCACCAGUACUCUGAUAAAGAUGGUCUUAUUAUUGUUGGUGUCCAUUCAGCGAAAUUCCCAAACGAAAAAGUUCUGGAUAACAUAAAAAGUGCCAUUCUGAGGUAUAAUAUUGUCCAUCCUGUAGUAAAUGAUGCAGAUGCAACACUGUGGCAUGAACUAGAAGUGUCCUGCUGGCCAACUCUGGUCAUUCUCGGGCCUCGUGGAAAUAUGCUGUUUUCACUUGUUGGAGAGGGACACAGAGAGAAGUUGUUUUUAUUUACUUCUAUAACACUGAAAUUCUACAAGGAGAGAGGACAAAUUAAAGAUAACAGCAUUGGAAUAAAGCUAUACAGAGACUCUCUCCCACCUUCUCCCUUGCUGUUUCCUGGCAAAGUGACUGUAGAUAAUUCAGGAGAAAGGCUGGUAAUAGCAGACACUGGGCAUCAUAGGAUUUUGGUUACUCAAAAAAAUGGACAAAUUCUACACACUAUUGGAGGUCCAAACAGUGGAAGGCGAGAUGGAAGAUUUUCAGAGGCAGCUUUCAACUCACCACAAGGGAUCGCUAUAAAAAAUAAUGUUAUUUAUGUAGCUGAUACAGAAAAUCACCUAAUUAGAAAGAUUGACCUGGAAUUAGAGAUGGUGACGACUGCAGCAGGUGUUGGGAUACAAGGUGUUGAUAGGGAAGGUGGAGCAAAAGGGGAAGAACAGCCUAUCAGCUCUCCAUGGGAUGUGGUCUUCGGAAAUUCAAUUUCCGGGACCCAGGAAGACGACGUUUUAUGGAUAGCAAUGGCAGGCACCCAUCAGGUGUGGGCACUGAUGUUGGAAGGUGGAAGACUACCAAAGGGAAGUGAUUUAAAGAAGGGAGUCUGCCUUCGAUUCGCUGGGAGUGGAAAUGAAGAGAACAGAAACAAUGCAUACCCGCAUAAGGCAGGCUUUGCACAGCCUUCAGGUCUCUCUCUGGCUUCCGAGGAACCGUGGAACUGCCUUUUUGUAGCAGACAGUGAGAGCAGCACUGUGCGAACCAUCUCUCUGAAAGACGGAGCAGUGAAGCACCUUGUAGGAGGAGAGAGAGAUCCAUUGAAUUUGUUUGCCUUUGGUGAUGUGGAUGGAGCGGGCAUAAAUGCAAAGCUGCAACAUCCCUUAGGAGUAACAUGGGACAAGAAAAGAAAACUACUCUAUGUGGCAGAUUCCUAUAAUCAUAAGAUUAAGGUUGUAGAUCCUAAGAUGAAGAACUGUGCUACCCUGGCAGGCACAGGAGAAGCAAGCAAUGUUAUUGGUUCCAGCUUUACACAGUCAACAUUUAAUGAACCGGGAGGUUUGUGUGUUGAAGAAAAUGGCCGCUUGAUGUAUGUUGCAGAUACAAAUAAUCAUCAGAUUAAAGUGCUGGAUUUGGACACAAAAAUUCUUUCCAUGUUGCCUAUCCUGAAUCCAGAAGCAUGUGAUGUUCCAGACAACCUGCCUGUGCAAAAGGAUAAAACAACAAACCUUCCAAAACUGCCUAAAUCUGCACCAAACGUUCAACUUCCUUCUCUAACUGUAGCUCCUGGCCAGACAAUUCAGUUUGUAUUAAAGUUGACUCUUCCUCCAGAUUCAAAACUGAAUGAAGAAGCACCCAAUUCCUGGUUUAUCACAGCAGAAGAUAAUAGCUGGUUGGUUCAAGAACAGUGUCUGUCUGGAGAAAUAAAGGAUGUUUCCUGUCAAACUAUCAUUCCCUUUCAGUUACCCAGGAGCUGUCUGUCAGCUGAAGCUAUCCUGGCUGUCAAAGCGUGCCUUUACUAUUGCAGCAAAGGAAGCAAUGCCUGUAUGAUGAAAGGAAUCUCAUUCAGUCAGCCUUUACAGAUAGCUAGUACAAACCAAGGCGGCUUGGCUCAAGUUGAACUGAUACACACGUUUUUAACCAACUAACCCAAAGCCAGCUAAUUUCAACCUCUGUUUUACUAUCCACCAUUUCUGUAGGAGAAAAACUUCUGUCUGUUGUUCAUUAUCCUGGAAAUCAUGACAAAGCUAAGAAGUAAUAUACUUGGGAAGGUGAAGCAGAUUUCCCUCCAGCUAAACGUGAAAAUUUAUCAUCACAACCUCAUUUCUUUUCAUUACAGUAGCAGCAAUAAUAUUGUAAUACUCUCGACUCUGUUGCCAAUUGUGAAUAUAUUGGCUGUUUGCCAGUCUAAGCAAUGAGCAACAAUUUUUAGAGUUCUUUUGAAAGAGCUGGUGUUCCUUUGUGAUGUUACUGUAAGAAGUUCUUUGCACUGAACACACUGUUAGAAUAGCUAGAUCAUUUGCGGCUAACAGUUACAAAUUCCUUUUGUGCUCUUACUAAUUUCUAAUAGAAUGUCAAAACUAAUUGUCUUUCUCUAGGCUGUAAAAGAAGUAUCUUGCUUAUCUUUCUGUAACAGCAUUUAUGGCACAUGUAUUUUGAAAAUACAUCUUAAACUAGGUGCAGCUCUAAUUUUAUGCAAAUGGAGUGUUUUGUUUAACUAAAUAUGACCGCCUUAUAUGAAGAGCAUAGUUUCAUGGCAAAAUUUCUGUGAAAGGAAGUGUUCAAGUUCCUACAGAAGAAUUUCAUGCUGAUUUCUAACAAAGAAUGUGCCUCUCUCUAAUCUGUAUAUAUAUAUGUAAAGAAAAAAAAAAAACAAACACAAAACCAUGCUGGAGUUUUUGUGAUAUG
This is a messenger RNA of Egretta garzetta (little egret), 2806 nucleotides long. It is a transcript of the gene NHLRC2, whose product is annotated as NHL repeat containing 2. The transcript is spliced from 10 exons. Gene Ontology annotation, molecular function: protein binding. The annotation marks the transcript as partial. NCBI's taxonomy places the organism in Eukaryota, Metazoa, Chordata, Aves, Pelecaniformes, Ardeidae. The record is from RefSeq and is a predicted model, not a curated record.